This is a messenger RNA of Prunus avium (sweet cherry), 1672 nucleotides long. Its product is annotated as hemerythrin HHE cation-binding domain protein. The record is from RefSeq and is a predicted model, not a curated record. Lineage: Eukaryota; Viridiplantae; Streptophyta; Magnoliopsida; Rosales; Rosaceae.
ACUUUCCCUUGCAUUACAAGCAAAGUUCCUAUCUAAAACACUAGCCAUUCCUACUUUAUACUUUCUCCUUUCAUUCACAAUAGCUGGUAAUAAUAUUCAACAAUGGGAAUCUGUUUCGGGAAGCGGAAGAAAUCGACUGCGGAGAUAGUGCCGCAAAACCAGCCGACAACAACCGUCCGAUUGUACGGUUCCCCUAGAAGCACCGCCUACAUCCGAGUCGCCCUCAAAUACAAGGCGGCAGCCGUCUCGCUCCGCUGCGUGGUCGCCGACACAUGCGGCGGUGACGACCACAACGCGAAUGAAAAUUUGGUUGCAGCCGUGGAGGUGGCCGGUUCAUCAUCACCCCAGACGGAGAGGGUUUCAGGGCCUCCCAGCACUCUGCUGCAGUUCAUAGACACCAGAUUCCCACACCCGCCGCUUCUUCUUCAAAUCGGCUCCGCCGAAACGACGUCGUUAGUGGCGGCGGUGGUUAAGCUGACUGAGCUGCAACAUAGGAGCAUGACGUGGCACUUGGAGAGGUUGGUGAGGUGGACGACGGAUCUGGUGACACGUCAGAAUAAACGCGGAGGAAGAGGAGGAGAGAUUGAUCCGACGGUGGGGACUGCGCGGAUGGAGGUGAGGAAGUUGGGGAGGAGCUACACCCAGCUGUUGGAGCUGAUGUUGGAACACGCUCAGAUGGAGGAGAGGCUCCUCUUCCCUAUCUUCAACUUCGCUGAUCCAAGAAUAUGUAAAGCUGCAAAUGAGGAACAUGCAAGGGACCUACCCAUCAUGAAUGGCAUCAAAGAAGAUAUCAAAUCCAUUGAGGUUAUAGACAAUGGGAGCCCUGCCUACCAAGAAGCUCUUUCCAACUUUUCUAAGCGCCUUAAAUCAUUACAGGAGCGUUACAGACAACACUUUCAGGAGGAGGAGAGAGAAUUAUUACCCUAUAUGGAGGCAGCUGAGCUGAACAAAGAGCAGCAACAAAGAUUAUUGGACGAGUGUGUGGAUGUGAUGCAAGAAUCACACUCACAUAAUUUGUUCAUCUUUCUUCUUCAAGGGCUUCUCCCUCAUGAAGCCAUGCGCUACUUGGACUUGAUCUCCAUGUGCAGCAACAAAGAACGGACAGCUUCUAUGCUUCAAAUGAUAAUUGAGCAUAGAAGUGAUCGAACCUCGAAGAUUGAAGCAAUAGAAGACUCAAAAUUUGAGUCCGAAUACAAAGAAAUCAACGGAGCUAUGGAGCUGCGAAGUGGGGCCAGUUCGUGGGCUGGAGCGGUACCCACUGCCCCGUGGCUGUGAGAUGGAACCGUGGUCUCAGCGGUGGUGUGCCGCGGUUGGUUCAACGUCGGGCCAUUGUGGUGGCCUAAGCCCAUCGCGGAUUGCGUGGUCGUGUCAAUCCUGCUUCUCGUGCGCUUGCUUCCAACCAUGAUUGUUCAGAAGGCUUUGGUUGAGUGAUGAAUGGAAGGAAAUGGAUUCCUUAUAUUUGAGAGCAGCGCUUUGAUUAUAUUUCGUUGCUCUCAAUGAAAGCACCAAAAUGUUUGUGCAAAUAUUUACACUGGGGAUUAUUCGCGGAUUGAUUCCUUCACACUUUGAACUUCCUUCUUCUUCUUCUUCUUCCUCCCUUCCUGUAAAAUAAACUGAGUCAACGGACCACACCUAGGGGGUGUUGGCUAAAGGCCCUUUGAUGCCCAACUCA